AAUUCAAAGUUAACAUCAACUUUUUCUCGCACAUUUGAACUUGAAGCAAAAUUACAAAUACCGCGAAUAUUUUCAAGAAUUGAGUUGAAAGAUAGGAUAUAGUAAAUCAUAUAAGAAAACAUGAAGACUCUUCAGGUUAUUCGUCAAACUAAGGUUUUAUUCUCCAUGUGCAGGGUCAGGGCAAUAAAAUGGAGCCAUAAUUUUACCAGUGUUGGUAACAAGCCACAAAUAAGAAAAGUGCUGCUGCCUUGUGUUGUAUUUCACACUGUUGCACAGGUCCACACAAAUGCUCUCAGUAAAAAUAUGAAGCUUACAAGAAAUGAUUCAUCAAAUGAAUCCAAUACUCCAUUAGUUGUACUCCUUGCUUGGAUGAUGGCUAAGGAUCACCACCUUAAAAAAUACAGCAAUAUCUAUUUAGAAAGAGGGUUUGAUAUUCUCACUGUGACAAUGUCCCCCAUCCAAAUGUUACUACCUACAUCUGGCUGUCAUAUCCUUGCUCAGUCAUUACUAGGUUUCUUAGAGCAAGAGCAGUAUGAAAAGAUCAUAUUCCAUGGUUUUUCCGUUGGAGCAUAUUUGUUUGGAGAGUUUUUACGAAAGUUGAAUGAAAGUAGUUUAUAUUUAAGUUUGAUUAGUCGAUUUAAAGGACAAAUUUUUGAUAGUGCUGUUGGCUUUGAAGGAAUUCCAAAAGGUUUUCCUCGUGCUGUUACAAGUAAUUUAUUGUUAGUCAAAUUUGUAGAGUUUUACAUUCGUAAUCACCUUCACCUUAUGUACAAUAUUGCAACUAAACAUUACAUAGAGGCAUCCAAUGCUUUCCAUAACUCACCAUUGAAGUGUCCUGCUUUAUUGUUGGUCUCGGCAGAUGAUAUGGUGGGAAAUCCACAGGCCAAUCAAAAGUUGAUGGCUAUUUGGCAAGCUCAAAACAUAGAUGUGUCAUGGAAGUGUUGGGAAAAAUCUGCCCAUGUCAGCCACUUCUAUCACCAUAAAGAUGAAUAUAUUGAAGAGCUUGACAAGUUCCUGAAAAAAAUUCAACUGUAAUGUAAAUCAAGCUUGCAGACAUGUGGUAUAGUUUUAUCAAAGGUUAUUAAAUUCUUAGGGAAAUAUUGAAACUAGUGAUUUCUUAUAUAAUGAUUCCAAUCCCCUUUUUUUGAAGAUAACAAUACUACUGUGCCCAUUGUUUUAUGUUUUGCUAUCACUGCAGUAAUCAAUUGACGAUUCUUCGAUUCAGCUGGUAUUUCAAAUUGAUUGGGAUAUCUGUGAAUAAGUUCUUUCCUUAUCCAACCUGGAUCCACGGUUUAACUUAAUUGCUACAUUUAAACCAUCAUAUUCACAUCCCAUCUAGAACAUUGUAAGCAUAUUUCAUUGUUGCAUCAAUUUACAAGUUAGGUUUUCUAUGUUGACUCUCAUGGUCACGGGUCUGGUUCAAUGACCUAGACCACGAAAAUAGUACAAAACAUCGUCUUGUUGUCUGAUCAAAAUGACCCAAACCUUUGUAGAAUGACUCUUUCUUUUUUUUUAUCCACAUCAAAAUGCCAGGCUCGCUGGUGUAGCAGGUGUUAAAACUAAAAAAAUUAUGAAUUUUUUUUUGAUACUGUAGAUGAAAUUCCAUAUUUAUUAAUAUCUAACUUAUAUUUACAAGCCAACCAUCUCUAAAUUUACUGCUUAUCUGAAAGUGUGUUUUCUUGAUGUUUGCCAUGAUCUUUAGUAGGAAGUUAUUCUCAAUAAAAUUUAUUUUGGGAAUUGUUGCUGUAUAAGGUACCACCAUGUCUACAAGCUGGUUCAGCUCUAAUUUUAUGCAUAUGCCAACUAGAUGUACUUAUUUUGAUCAUAUCAACCUUUAUAUGACAUAUAUUGUAUGAGACACUUAGUAUAAUUCUUCAAACUUCUUUUGUGUGUGUGUUUGUAGAAAGAUAAUUAUCUAAUUUUAGUGUUUUAGUUUUCAUUACUUGUCCAGGCUAAUACAAAUUGUAAAGUUGUGUUGUAGUCUAUAGACUGCUUGGAAAUGUAAUUUAAUUCAUUAGUUGAGGUUUACUUUCACCAUUCACACUGACUUAAUUUUAUCAAUAAAACUUUCAUUAGAUACUUCUUAAUUAAUUUAAAAAUUUUUUUGACAUUUAAUAUGCACAAUAUUCUUUUUUUGAAACAAAAAGACAUGUUUUAAUAUUUCAUUACUUGUACACUUUGAGAAAUUUGAAGGGAGAACAGCCUUUUCUCAUGGUAAUACAAAAUUCCACACUCGCAUGGCAUUGUAGAUAGGGACACACAUUUGCCUGUGAUAGUGAAAGACAUACAGAUAAAAACAUUCUGCCAGUUUCACCAUUCCUCAUGUGGUCUAAUGGGGAUUUGAGGCAGAAACUUGCAUAUUUUUCCCUUUUCAGUUACUUGUUUUUCAAUCAUUUCAGUUUUUAUGGUUGAUAAAGUAUUCUUCAUUAGAAGCACUUCUUUAGUUACUUCCUGCUGACAUAAACCUGUAUUUUGAUAUUAAUCUAUAUGAUACCUGUUUCAUAACAUACAUUCUUCAAGAUUUUUCAACCAUUUAGUACCAAAAGACAACUAAUCCUUAUUAUUAAUAUCUAUAUAUAUAUCAUAAACAUUCGUGGGACAAGUUAGUUGCAAAAUAAACUGUGUUGACUGCACAUGUAUCUUGAAAUUAGUUGCCGAUACCAACUGUAGUAAGGGCACUAUUAUUGUGAUUGAUCUUGUCAUUUUAUUUGUAUUAACAUGUAAUAAUUAUUGUGAUUAAUUCCUCAAGACAUUUGUAUUCAGUAAUACUUUGUACCAUAAAACUACAACCAGUAGCUUAAGUGUUUUAACUCAUGAUGGCUGUAGACCAGAUGUCACAGUCUUGAAAGGAAUUCAUAUUUUGGAUACAAUAUGCAAUUAGAAGAUAAUCCAAAAGUUAAUAAAAGUCCUGAAAUGUAAGACAUUUUAUGAAUUCGUAUUCUAACUCCUGUUCAAAACUUCAGAUCUUAUCAAAGUUUCAAAAUUGGUUUUUAAGAUACUAAAAUUGUAGAAUUGUUACAAUACUUGACCAGAAGACACUUCUACUCUAAAGCUAAUAUCAGCAAUUACCUUAAACACAUAAUAAAGGAAAUCCCAGUAUCUCAUCACUGCUCAAUUUAAUCCAAAGAUCACAUUAUUCACAGGUAAUAUGCAGUCCAUUACUUAUUAGGUUAUUUGUAAGUAGUAUUCAGUGUAUUGUUAGUCCAAUUAAACUAGCUUUCUAGUUAAAUUAGAUGGUAUGUUAAGAAGGGAGUUGUUUACAUUUGUAUCUGGUUUCUUUUACUUGGGAAUAUGGCAAGAUUUACUGACUGUUUAUAUGGAAUUGUUAAACUGGAGUAAAUUGAAAUUGAUUUAAGCCCUGUGAUAUUAAAAAAAAAACUUUUGACUCAUGCUACAAAUAGAGAUGUUCAUGAAAAUUAUUGUGAAUCAUAACUUGCCUAUAUUCAGAAAGGUCUCCUAUGAUCACAAAUGAAAUUGUGAGGUCAAAUUAGAUUUUACUUAUUUUUAUUCACAGCUGGUUCAUAAUAUAAACUUCUAACUCUUCACAAUUGGAAAAUUUAGUGCAGAAAAUUUCAAAUCUAUAAGUUGUUUAAUCAUGAUUUUAUGGUUAAUAGAAAAAUUAGUAGUAAUUCUGAUUUUGUAUCAACACAUUUUGGCUGCAGGUAUACAGUAUCAUGAAACAAAAUGUAAAAAUAAAAAAAAACAUAAAUUUUGACACAUCAUAAAUGAAAAGCUUAGGAAGUUUUUCUCUAACAGAAAAUUAAAUUAUACCUUUUCUCAAAGGAUGUUGAAUCUUGUGAAUGUCCUAAACUAUAAGUUUAGAUGGAAACAGAAAAAUCUAUAAAUUUAUAGCACUGCUAUUUUUACUGAGCAUUGCCAUAUUUAUUGCCUAAAGUAAGAAGAUAUUAAUAUUGAUUGUUUGUUGCUGAGGUCAGUGAACUUUUUUUAUUCCUUUAUAAGGAAAGAACCAAAGUGUGUAUUUUUAAUCUUUAAAGUACUUAUUCUGCUGCUUUGAAUAUAGUCAGUAAACCAUUAUUUAUUGUUUAGAAACAAGUUUUUUGUUGUUUUUUUGGUAUCUUGGUUGUCAUUGCUUGAAAUGAAAUAAAAAUUACUCACUUUGUUUUCAUAUCUAACAAUCAACAUUAAUUAUCUGACCAUGAUCGUUAAAUGAUGUUAUGUUAAAGAUUUUGUGGAAGAUCUGUGAUAUAUGAAAUAUUCUAAUUUCAUUGUUUUUAUAUUCUAAUAUUUUAAAAAUUUCAGGCAUUAUGUGCUAAUCUAAACAUUUUAAACAAAAGGACUACUAGUAUAAAUGAGUGGAUAUAAUUCCAAUGGUCAUUGUAAGUAUAUCUUGAACAUUAGUAAAACUGUAUACAUUAAUUUUGUUCAUGGAUUACUGCAAAAAAUAUUAAGUGUAGAGAAAAUAUUUUGUAGUUGUAAUGGCAUAUUAAGUAUUGUAAAGAUAGUCAAACCACAAAAAGUAGCUAACAGUUACAUAAAAAUUAGAUAUGCUUGCUCACAGUCCCUCAAGCUAUCUAAAAACAUGUAAAUCUCAAACCUUGAAUAUCUUAAAAAAAAAAAAAUAUUAGUACGUAAUAAUUUUUUUACUUAAAUGCAAAUAAUUCUCUACACAGUGUUUCUGUGAUGACUUUCUUUUCCCAAAAUGUAUGUGUAAGUUUAGAGAUUUUUCUACUAAUGUUGUAUUUAUAAUAUUUUGAACAAAACCAGUCUGUCCUCAUUAUAAAUUUAUCUGGAAGACCAAGUGAAUUUCACUUUUGUACGGUGGGACCAAAUAUUUAGUGCAAACCAAUGGAAUUCUGGGACCUUGAAACUUAGUAAAAUUAGCAUGCCUACUUAAUGAUAAUUCUGUGUUUCUUUUUACAUCUUAUAAGUUUCAGGCACAAGGAAUUAUAAUACUCCUUUUAUGCAUCUGAUUAAGUGUGUAAAACAAAGUGUAUGCCUGGAUGUUUUAUAUUGUGUAUACCAUUUGCUUACUGUGAUUGCAAAGCUUUUACCAGAAAAAGUUUAAAACAUUGCUGUUUACUGAAUAGGAUUUUUUAUGGUUUAUACUUCAGAUAAAAUACCUUUUAAGAAUUUGUAAAUUUCACAUUUAAAAAAUGGGAUUAAUUGGAUAUGUUUUCAUUUAACGUCAUGAUCAUUCUGAAUAUUAGUUUUUUUUGUAAAAUUUGUCUUUCUUAUGAAUGUAAGUUUUGAAAAAUGUAGUGAUUUAUAAUUCUGUGAUGGCUUGUAUGUCUUUUUCUUGACAUAAAUAAUUAUUUAAAAAUC
Limulus polyphemus (Atlantic horseshoe crab) is the source of this 5283-nucleotide messenger RNA. Its product is annotated as transmembrane protein 53-like. NCBI's taxonomy places the organism in Eukaryota, Metazoa, Arthropoda, Merostomata, Xiphosura, Limulidae. The record is from RefSeq and is a predicted model, not a curated record. The transcript is spliced from 3 exons. Bases 121 to 1035 code for a protein of 304 amino acids. Gene Ontology annotation, molecular function: serine hydrolase activity.